Dictyostelium discoideum AX4 is the source of this 3399-nucleotide messenger RNA. It is a transcript of the gene gacE, whose product is annotated as RhoGAP domain-containing protein. Gene Ontology annotation, cellular component: cytoplasm. The record is from RefSeq and is a predicted model, not a curated record. Gene Ontology annotation, biological process: signal transduction. Lineage: Eukaryota; Evosea; Eumycetozoa; Dictyosteliales; Dictyosteliaceae. Bases 1 to 3399 code for a protein of 1132 amino acids. The transcript is spliced from 3 exons.
AUGGACCACAGAAAAAGUGUGGACUUUACAAAUGAAUAUAUUAAACAACAAACAGAGAAUCAAAACCAUACACCAAGGGGUCACAGAAUGAUGGCGAAUUUCACAAUUAGAAAAUGGAAUAGUGAAACAAAUUUUAAUGAAGAUGAUUAUGGAGCAAUUCCAACAAAAAGUUCAAUUGCAAAUUUAUUAAAUAAAUUUUUAAAGAGUAGACCAACUAAAGACGAUUUAGAGAUGAAUAAAAUCUUAAAAUCCGAAUAUAAACCAAUAACAUUAAGAUAUAGUUUAAUUGAAAUAUUAUGUAAUCAUAUUGAAAAAUAUGCUUUAGAACAAGAGGGUAUCUUUAGAGUUAGUGGAUCUAAUCAACAAAUUAGAUUAUUUUGGCAAACUUUUACAACUGAUAAUAUUGAAUUCCCAAUAAAUGAACAUAACGUUGCAGGAGCAUUAAAAUUGUAUAUUAGAGAACAAAGUGAACCAUUAGUUCCAUAUGAAAUGUUUUCAAAUUUUAUAAGUCAACUUGGUGAUGGUGGACCAGUUACAUUUACAGCAAUUACUAAUUUAAUGUCAAAGAUUACACCAGAGAAUUUGAAAAUCAUUAAAAGAUUAAUUAGAACCGCUGUUAUAAUCGUUAGACAUUCUCAAUUAAAUAAAAUGGAUGCAAAUAAUAUGGGUAUCGUUUUCGGUCCAAACAUUUUCAAAUCUAGACCUGAUUCACCAAACAUAUUCUCUGAAGCAAAAUAUUCAAAUGAGAGUGUUUCAUUUUUAAUUUCAAAUUAUUUAAAUGUAUUUCCAGAUUUAGAAAUUCCAAUUUUAGGUACUGAAACUAAUACUGAAGAAAAUGAAUUAUUAAAUAAUAAUAAUAAUAAUAAUAAUGUAAUAAUGCCAACAACAACAACAACAACAACAUCAGCAUCAUCAUCAAUAUUACCAACAGAUUCAAGUAAUAAUAAUGGUGGUGGUAGUGCAUCAUCACCUGUAACAAAAUCAAUACCAUUGUCAUCAAUUGGUUCAUCAUCAACUUCACCAAUAAUAUCACCAUCAUCGUCAUCAUCAUCAUCACCAAUUGUUGGAACAAAUUUAACAACAGGUUCAAUUCAUUCAACUUCACCAACACCAUUUUCAUUAUUAGCAACAACGACAUCAACAACAACAACGAAUAGUAAUAAAGUUAAUUCAAUUAUAAAUUCAACAUCACAAUCAAAAUCACAACUUUUACCAAUUCAUCCAUCACUUUUAGAUACGAAUCAAAUGAUUGAAAGAGUUGAAGGUAAUCCAUUAUCACAAAUGAAGAGAAAAGAUUUUAGUAUAACUCAUCAUUUAUCAACUAAAUUACAAAAAACAAAACAUUUUAGAAAGGAAGAGAUUUGGGAUUGUUUUUUAAUAUUAAAAGUUAGUGGUAAUUUAGUAAAUGUAAAAAAUUCAACAACAACAACAACAACAUCAACAUCAACAUCAACAUCAACAUCAACAUCAACAUCAACAUCAUCAACAACUACAAAUCAACCAAAUUCAAUAACACAAUCAAAUAGUGCAAGUAAUAAUAGUUUAAUUAAUAAUGGAAAAAUUAAAAAAUCAACAACAAAUUUAAUUUCACAAUCAAAUUCACAAUCAUCAUUACAAUUAAACCAAACAAAUAGUAAUAAUAAUAAUAUUGUAACAUUAACACCAGUUUAUAUUUUAAUAACAUCACAAAAUGUAUUCUUUUUUGAUACAAGAAUUUAUAAUAUCCAAUAUAUACUACCACAUUCUAGAUUAAAGGAAAUAUCAGUUGAUGUUGUUAAUAAAGGUUUAUUUUCAAUAUUGGAUGGUGAAAGUCAUAAAUUAUCAUUCUUUUUAGUACCAAGACCAAGAGUUAUUGAUUUAUUAGUUAGAUCAUUAGAGAGAGGUAGAGCAAUUGCAAAGUUGACAAAUAAAUCAUUAGCAUCAUUACAAUCUAGAAAGUUUCCAUUAUUAGAAAGUAAUAGUGGUGCUGGUGGUACAUCAAAUUUUGGUAAAUUACCAGAAUCAAGACCAGUGUUUGAAUCAUUAGCACAAAAUGGCUUCACAGAAUUAGAUGUUUGGGAAGGUACAGUUGAUCUAUUAGAGGUUGUAAAGAAAUUUCAUCAUAUUUUAAUACCAUCAGCUGAUCAAUCAAAAUGUGUAGUUGAAUUCCUUUUACCAGCGAUACCAGAAUUUAAAGGUAUCUAUAGAAAAUCAUAUAAAUUGGAUAGUAAAACAACAGUUUAUAAAAUCAUUUGCUUAAUUUGUGAAAAGGCAAAACUUGAACCAUCGAAAUUCCUUUUACGUACAUUGAAAGGUCGCACACUUUUUGAUAAUAAAUCAUUGGGUGAUUUUGGUUUGGGUACAUUAUUUACAAGUUGGCAACUUCGUUUAAUCGCAUUGGAAUCACCAGAGAGUACAGGUAAUUUCGUGGUUGAAUUCUUGAUGCCAGAUAUACCAGAGUUUAAAGGAAUGCAAAAGAAAGCCAUUAAAGUAGAUGCUUAUCAACCAUUGAAAAGAAUAAUGAAGGGUCUUUGUGAUAAAUUGAAAAUUCCAAAUCAUCAUUACUAUCAUUUGAUCGGUCCAGAAGGUGAGGUAUUGGGUGAUAAUGAUGUACUCUCAAGUAUUGGUUUAGGUAUUAAAUAUAAAACUUGUAAGAUGAAAUUGGCUAAAAAGGUAUUCCCCGUUGGUAAAAACCCCGAAUUAGACACCCCAAUGGUUAGAUCACUAGUUAUUGACAAUAUCAUUGGUUUGGCAUGGUCUAAAAUCAAGGAUAGACAUAAUGAAAGAAUUCGUUUAUAUUGUAAACAAAUGUUGGAUUAUAUCGUUGAUCAAACUUUUGUUGAAAUUGCCAAAGCCGAGCUCGUACCAAAAAGAGUGGCAAUGUUGGGUAAAAACUCACGUUACGAAUUCUAUCAUGCCCUUUCACUUAAAGAAGAGGAGGAUAUGAUCUUAAUGGAUAUUCAAGGUUAUAAAGAAACUGUCUAUCAAUCAAGAUCCAUCGUACCAUCUGAGCCUGACUCUUCUCCAAACUAUCCAUUAUAUCGUCAAAAAUUACCAACUAUCAGAGGUGUUGGUCCAAUCAAUUCAAUUAGAGAUAUUAAAGUUAACAGUGCUAAAAAUAAUUUCUUAUCUGAACUUAAGGAUAAUAAUAAACAACAACAGCAACAACAAAUUGGUAACACUAACGAUGAACAUACAAUAAAACCAUCCCAAAGAAUUAAAUACAUCGCUCCAACACCAGUUUUAAAUAAUCCAAAUUCAAUCGUUCAAUUAUUAGCUUUAAAACCUGGUGCUUCAAAAUUGGUUGAACAAUUAAAAAAUAGAAUGACAAUUACAACAAGUAAAAUUAAUAUUUUUGAUGUUGAAGAUUUAGUUCCAAAAAAUAGUCCAGUUUUAUCAAGAAAAAGUUAUAAAUUAUAA